Molecule: messenger RNA, 812 nt
Organism: Mustela erminea (ermine)
Lineage: Eukaryota; Metazoa; Chordata; Mammalia; Carnivora; Mustelidae
Product: multiple C2 and transmembrane domain-containing protein 2-like
Exons: 4
Coding region: 16-777 (253 amino acids)
Source: RefSeq, a predicted model, not a curated record
AGAGAAAACAAUCUAAUGAUAAAAUCACAUGCAUGGGGCGGCGGCGGCGGGUCCCGGCAGGAGCCGCUGCGGUUUUUGCCACACAGAGGAGCUCUCUCAUGGAGUGACUUCCUGGGUCUUCAGGCAGCCAUGGAGGAUAAACCGUCUGUCUGGGGCUCUUUGAAACAGCGGACCAGGCCUUUGUUAAUCAACCUGAGCAAGAGGAGGGUGAAAAAGAACCCGAACAAGCCCCUAGACCUACGGGCAAGGCGUUCCCUGGACCGCCGCCUCAGCCUCUCUGUCCCUGACCUCUUGGAGGCUGAGGCCUUGGCCCCAGAGGGCAGGCCUUACUCUGGGCCCCAGUCAUCGUACACCUCGGUGCCCAGCAGCCUGUCAACGGCGGGGAUCUUGCCCAAGAGCAGCAGUAGCUCCUUGAAACAGUCUGAGGAGGUAUUGGACUGGAGCCAGGAAGAAGCCGGCUACCUCCGUGUGGUGGAAACGGACUCCGAGGAGGCCUAUGCCUCUCCCGCCGCGGACAGGCGGCCUUCCAGCAGUGGCAUCCUGGAUCUGCUGCAGAAGACGCCGGCUGGAGACGAGGCCCUGGAAGAGCCAGAGAAGCUAUGCGAAAGUGGCGAUCUUAAUGCUUCUCUGACAUCCCAACAAUUUGAAGAACAAUCUAUGUUUGGGGAAGCCAGUGAUGGCUUGAGUAACCUGCCCAGUCCUUUUGCCUACCUCCUCACCAUCCACUUGAAGGAAGGCCGGAACCUGGUCAUCCGGGACCGCUGUGGGCAAAGUUAGAGGGUAACUAAGGAACAAGAGGCAGAGAACACAGG